Hemisphaericaspora subhashii is the source of this 1734-nucleotide messenger RNA. Its product is annotated as ATP-dependent DNA/RNA helicase. Gene Ontology annotation, cellular component: nucleolus. The transcript has a single exon. Gene Ontology annotation, molecular function: ATP binding; RNA helicase activity; nucleic acid binding. The record is from RefSeq and is a predicted model, not a curated record. The coding region runs from base 1 to 1734 and encodes 577 amino acids. Lineage: Eukaryota; Fungi; Ascomycota; Pichiomycetes; Serinales; Debaryomycetaceae.
AUGUCAGAUAAUACACAAGUUUCACAGACUUACUUGGAUGAAGAAACAACAUGGGAUUCGUUCAAUCUUGAUGCCCGUCUUCUCCAAGCAAUAGAUCAACUUGGAUUCAUAUCUCCCACCUUAAUCCAAUCAAGUGUUAUUCCACUUGCCAUUGAUGAAAAAAGAGAUAUCAUAGCUAAAGCAUCUACUGGAUCAGGUAAGACUGGUGCAUAUGCUAUUCCUGUCAUACAUAACUUGAUGCAAGAAGACAAUGAGAACAACGAACUGGGAGUUAAAUGUUUGAUUUUGGUACCAACUAGAGAAUUAAGUAAUCAAGUUUAUCAAUUUAUUGAAAAAUUAUUAAUGUUUAAUGGAAAGAAACUUAAUAUCUUAAAUCUUAGUGAUGGGAAUUUGAAUGAAUCUGUUAUUGAAUCUUUAAUUAAAAUAUCACCGGAGAUUAUAAUUUCAACUCCUGGGAAAUUAAUUUCAAAUUUAUCAAAAUUAAAUUUUAAAUCAAUGAAAUAUUUUAUUAUUGAUGAAGUUGAUUUAAUCUUUUCAUUUGGAUAUUUUGAUGAUUUGAAGAAUUUAGAAAGUUAUUUACCUCAUAAGAAUAAUUUACAAACUUAUUUAAUGUCUGCCAGUUUAACUGAUGAUUUAAAUGAAUUGAAAUCAAGAUAUUGUACAAAACCAGCAAUUAUAAAAUUAAAUGAUGAAGAUGAUGCCGAUAAACAAGGGAAAUUAUUACAAUAUUAUGUAAAAACAACUGAAUUUGAUAAAUUCUUAUUAACUUAUGUUAUCUUUAAAUUGAAUUUAAUUAAAGGUAAAUCAAUUGUGUUUGUUAAUAAUAUUGAUCGUGGUUAUAGAUUAAAAUUAUUUUUAGAACAAUUUGGAGUUAAAUGCUGUAUAUUAAAUGGUGAAUUACCGAUGAAUUCUCGGUUACAUUUAGUCGAACAGUUUAAUAAGAAUGUUUAUAACUUAUUAAUUGCUACCGAUGAAAGCAAUGAAUAUGUUCAAGAAAAAGAUGAAGAAUCAGAUGAUGAACAACAAGAGAACAACAAUGCCGAACCAAAAGAAAAGUCAAGCAAGAAGAAUAAGAAAUCUAAAUUCAAGAAUGAUAAAGAAUAUGGUGUAAGUCGAGGAGUUGAUUUCAAAAAUGUUGCUUGUGUAUUAAAUUUUGAUUUACCAACUAGUUCAAAAUCAUAUAUUCAUAGAAUUGGUAGAACAGCGAGAGCUGGGAAAUCUGGGAUGGCACUUUCCUUUGUAAUUCCACCUAAAGAAUUAGGAAAACAUAAGAUUGCUACAUUGGCAACAUGCAAGAAAGACGAAAAGAUUUUACAUCGUAUAGUUAAACAACAAUCCAAGAAUGGAUUUGAAAUCAAACCAUAUCAAUUUGAUAUGAAACAAAUAGAAGGGUUUAGAUAUAGAUCAGAAGAUGCAUUUAGAGCAGUUACUCAAACUGCAAUUAGAGAAGCAAGAAUAAAAGAGUUGAAAACCGAAUUAAUGAAUUCGGAAAAGUUGACAAGAUUCUUUCAAGAAAAUCCUCAAGAUUUAUCAAGUUUAAGACAUGAUAAAGAAUUAUAUUCAGCUAGAGUUCAAACUCAAUUAAAGAGGGUUCCUCAAUAUUUAUUACCUGAAAGUGCUAGAGGUGAUACUCAAAAUAUUGGAUUUGUUCCAUUUCAUAAAGUUCAUAAAAAGAGAAAUAAGCAUAAUAAAAGAGGAAAGAAAUCUGAUCCUUUAAAGAAGUUUAAGAAGUAA